Plectropomus leopardus (leopard coralgrouper) is the source of this 1400-nucleotide messenger RNA. Its product is annotated as carboxypeptidase B2-like. The record is from RefSeq and is a predicted model, not a curated record. NCBI's taxonomy places the organism in Eukaryota, Metazoa, Chordata, Actinopteri, Perciformes, Serranidae. Gene Ontology annotation, molecular function: zinc ion binding; metallocarboxypeptidase activity. Gene Ontology annotation, biological process: proteolysis; fibrinolysis.
GACACCAUGAAGACUCUUUUGAUUUUGUUGGUCUUAAUGAAUCUGGACAAGCUCCUGAAGACAGGAGACUGCACAGAAACACAAGACCAAAUGCUAUUAAUCACUCCGAAAACACAGGAGCAAGUGAACCUUUUGAUGAACAUUUCCACUGAGUCAACCUUAUGCCUGCCUGGUUCACCUGAGGACAUCAAAGAAGAAGCUGAGGUCCGCUUGUUUGUUUAUGCAAACAGGGUGGAGACCGUCAAGGAUCUUCUACAGAAACACGCCAUGACAUAUGAGGUGUUAGUGGCCAAUGCCAAAGAGAUGGUGGAAAUGGAGAAGAGGAAUAUCUCUGCUGACAGAAGCAGCUCAGCUUUCUACGAGAGCUAUCACAGUCUGGAGGAUAUCUAUCACUGGAUGAACAUGACCCAUCAGGAGAAUCCCGACACAGUCAACGUAAUUCUGAUUGGCUCCUCAUUUGAGAAGCGACCACUCUAUGUCAUGAAGUUGUCUCUCAACAACAAGCCGAAUAAGAAAGCAAUGUGGAUUGACUGUGGGAUCCAUGCCAGAGAGUGGAUCUCUCAUGCUUUCUGCUUAUGGUUCGUACAAUAUUCUUUGUCAUCUUACAAAAUAAACCAAGACAUCACUCACAUCCUGGACAACAUGGAUGUCUACAUCAUGCCUGUUAUGAACCCUGAUGGAUACGAGUACUCGUUGACAACAGACAGAAUGUGGCGGAAGAACCGUUCUGUCAUUAACGGCAGCAACUGCAUCGGGGUCGACCUCAACAGGAACUUUGAUGCCAACUAUACCAACUGGUGCAAGGAGGAACACUCUGAUGACCCUUGCUCUGAGACCUACUGUGGUGCAUUCCCCGAGUCAGAACCAGAGUCGCAAGCCGUGGUCAACUUCCUGCGCAAUCACAAGGAUUCAGUUCAGCUCUUCUUCAGCAUCCACUCCUACUCCCAGAGGCUACUCUUCCCCUACUUUCACACCUUUGAUGAACCAGAGAACUACCAAGACCUGAAUGAAAUGGCCCAAGAAGCUGCCGAGAAUAUCAGAAGAUAUCACAAUAACACCUUCUCAUAUGGCCCUGGAGCAAAUACAAUAUACGUGGCUCCUGGUGCAUCUAUUGACUGGGCAUACGACCUCGGCAUCAAGUAUGCUUUCUUGUUUGAGCUCCAGGAUCAUGGUACUUAUUGCUUCCUCCUGCCUCCAUCUCGCAUUGCAGAGGCCUGUAAUGAAUCUCUUACUGCUGUGAAGACCAUAGCUCUCAAGGUUAUAGAGAAAACACAUGCUCCAACAAGUCCUCCUCAAGCUGCCUGAGCUGCCAUCAAGGCUAAGAGUUCAACAUCUAAGCCAUGUAUCAAUAUUAAGGUUAUAAUCAUGUAAUUGAUGAUAUAUAUAUAUAUAUAUAUAUA